Molecule: messenger RNA, 2875 nt
Organism: Helicoverpa armigera (cotton bollworm)
Lineage: Eukaryota; Metazoa; Arthropoda; Insecta; Lepidoptera; Noctuidae
Exons: 5
Coding region: 777-2036 (419 amino acids)
Source: RefSeq, a predicted model, not a curated record
AAAUCAGCUGUUGUGUUGUUGUCGUGGAUCUAUUGAAUCUUAUAAAGUUUCAGCUUUUUGCGACUGAAAUUAUACUUAGGGACACGGUAUCGAAGCAAAAGUAUCGAUACCGUACUCAUGAGUAGAAUCGAUAACAAAGUAUCGUACUCAUUAAAGUAUCGAAACAAAAGUAUCGAUACUUCAAGGUAUCGAGUACUUUUUAGAUCAAAAUUUGCUAGGUCAAUGUCAGUCAGUAAAUAAUGUCCGUUUUACUUCAGUUCAGCAGGACAUAAAAAACAAAUGGUAUUGGUACACAAAUUUAAUAGAAUAAUAGAAAAUGGAAUGAAUGAAACAAAUCGAAAAUGUAGCAAAAGGAAACAAUAUUAAGUUAUUUGAGGUAUGCUAAAUACUAGCAGUGUCCCACAGUUUCACCCGCGUAGUAGAUUAAAGAUCCCAUUCCUCCUCCAUAGUCGCUUAAAAAUAGAAGUUUGUUGAGCCUUUUGGUUUCGAAUUUUUGUGAUGGUACUUCGUGCUUCAGAAAAUAAUCGUUCUGAAGGUACUGACGUCGCAGGGAUUGAUAUAUAUAUUCAUUCUCGUGCCAAUUUAUAUAAUUUUGGGAAUACUACUUUCAUAUCUUCCCAUUGUUUUAAGGGAUCUACUGAAAGUGGCGAAACCUGUGCCGAUAAGUAGUAGCUUAAUUCAUCCUUAAAUUUCAGGCUGUGAUGAAGAUGAAGAACUUGCUUUAUUAUUUUGUUUUUUAGUGUGUGCCAACUUCUUAUGGUGGCUCCAGAAAUCAAAUGUCGUUUCUUUUUUUAAGACAUUCGUCUUUAUUAUUUUCAACGAGUGAGCUAGAACGCGCAGUUAAAUUAAAUUCUUCAUUCGAUACGAUACCUGGGAAAAAGUACUUAUUGAGUAAAAGUAUCGAAUGCAAAGUAUCGAGUACAAAAGUAUCGGUAUCGAACUGGAAUGUACUCGAUACCACAAAGCAUCGAUACUUUUUUCGUGUCCCUAAUUAUACUUCAUGUAGCAUUAAUGAGUACCUUACAGUCAUGUCGAACCAAGAAAUCAUACAAGAAUAUUCAAACUCCAUAAAAAAUCUCAAGAAACAGUGUACUGACGCCGGGAUGACCGAAGAGGAAUUUAAAAGAAUGUAUUUUAAGUCUCUUAAAUCACUAGAAAAUACUGGAAGCCCAGAGACUAACACUCCACGACGACCUGCAACCAAAUUUAGAAUUAUAUUAGUAGUAAUAAUUAUAGGAGUGUGUGUAGUAUACAAUUACAAAUCUAUUUACAGCAGUAUUGUUUGUAACUUACAAGAGUAUAUUUAUCCUGGUUUGAAGCUACUAAGAAAAUUAUCGAUACCAUUUAUAUCAUUAUUCCCCUCCCUAACUGAUUAUUAUCAUGAAACAUGCUUGAUCCAAAAUCCUUACUUCUCCGUAGUGGACAUGGACUGCUGGCCUUGUAGCACAGUCAGUAAUGUCAGGGAGGUUAAUGAUCCAAAUCCUGUCAGUCAGCAACAAACCGCACCAUUUAUUUAUGAGACUGAACAGCCAGUAAUUAAUAUGGAUGCUCUAAAAACAAUGUACCUUAGGAAUCAAGACACAUUUGACAAAGAAUCUCCAAAGAUUUUAACUAAUCAUAAAUAUUAUAUUAGCCCCCAUGACUUGUUUAUUGACAAACCAUUGAGAGACAAGAGUUUUUACAUCUGGAAAUUCAAUAACAUGAAUGUAGCCAAGAUAUUACGACAAAUUGUUCCUAGACCAAAAGUAGUGCCCAAGUUUGGGCAAAGCACUGAAAGGUUUAUAAUCAUUGACACAAGCCAGAAUACAUUUAGUAUACCUGACACAGAAUGCAGUUUCUCAUUUCUGUUAGCCCUAAGUGGUUCUAGAGAAAUACAUUUAGUACCAGCUGAAGAAUGUAAACACCAGUGCAAAUCAUUGAAAGUUGACCUGAAAGAAUCUUACUUGCUUUGGUACAAUUGGUGGUACUGGAGACCUACAGUCCAGCACUCUAUGGGAAACAACACUUUCAUUGCACAUGUUGGGUCAUACUGCUGACAAUGGCUUCACAAUACAAAUAAAACACAAGAAUGGAAUGUACAAAACACCAAUUCAUUCAUUAAAUAAAUAAAUAAAAUUAACUAAAAAUCAACUAAUGCAUUCAUUCAAACUUUUCUUUCAACUUUUCUUUGAGGAAUACUGGUACUAAUGAGACAAGUGCGAAUACACUGAGGACUGUGACUGAAGUCCAUGACCAGGCAUCACUUGUGGAAGUCAAUGUGUGCAGAGUUUGUCCAGCCUGGAUAGCCACAAAAGAUGGUGGUGCUACACCUGGAAGGAAAAAAAUUUGAAUUGAAAAACAUUUUUUUUACAUACUGUAAUGUGUGUGUACCCAUUUGUGUAUCACAUAGAUCUUUAUCUCAAGUUUAUUUAUUUUCUUUAUGGCUUUUACAUAGACGAGGUUAAUCAACAUAAACAGAACUAGAUCUGUUAUCUCUAGCCGUAAACUUCAUAACAACUCACUAUUUGAGUAUGUCAAGUAGAUAAUUAUCAACUCACCAAUGAAUGUUCCUAAAGCAAAUGGUACUAAUGGCACUCCAAUUACAGGUGCUGACAUAUUAAUAAACCAGUUUGGUAAAAAAGGUGUCACUCUCAUAAAAAUUAUAUAGUUGAGCAAAUUAUUUCUGUGCUUUGUGACUGCCUUAGACCACUGUGCAGCCCUCUCCGGGAAAAACUUCUUCACUAGUUUCUUUCCAAGCAGGUUUGACAGGAAGAAACAUAAACUUGCACCAAUGGCUGAACAGCAGCAAACUAAAAGUAAUGCUAAAUAAAAUGGGAACAAGAACCCUGAAAGAAUACUUAGAAAAAUAGAUCCAGGUAUUGCAAAUGUUUGCAAA